ACCCAGAGAUGGUCCAAUGUCUUUGAUUUAGAAAAGACCCUCCAAUUAGGAUGGGAGAUUUUUAUUUUUUUUUGUCUUUGCUGGAUAAAAAAAACUGUUCUGCUGUAGGCAAAUUGCAGCCCAUUCUCUACAAACCCAGAUGUACAACUUACAAGCUUCCCACAUCCAUUAACUCCACUUGAUUUCCUCAGGGUUGGCUGUAGAUGGGCAGAACAAGGAAGAGAAAUUGCAAACAACUUUUAAAACCAGUUUCCAUUUGGUUAUUGUGGAAAAAUACGUCUUUAGAGGUUUUUUCCAAGGAGAAAAAAAAAUUAAAUUAACGGAUAGUGUAAAAAAAACUUUAAAUGUUUUAGGUUUUGGGGCGAGGGAUGUCCGUGUGUAAAUGUGAAGCAAAGGAUUCUGCAGUGCUCUGGUCAGUCUCGGAUCCCAUGAGUCAGGCUUUAGUGGUUCUCUUCUCUCCCUCCAUCUGUCCUCAGAAAAGCUCCAGUGAUCCCUCAGCCCUCUCCAGCCGCAGCGUGGGACAGCAGGCAGUGAACACCCCCUCCCCAUCCCACCUCCACACCCUCAUCCUUCCAUCCCAUGGUGUGGGACAGCAGGCAGUGAACACCCCCUCCCCAUCCCACCUCCACACCCUCAUCCUUCCAUCCCUCAGCAUGGGACAGCAGGCAGUGACCAUUCCCCCUAUCCCACCUCCACACCCUCAUCCUUCCAUCCCUCAGCGUGGGACAGCAGGCAGUGAGCAUCCCCUCAUCCCACCUCCCUGCCCUCAUCCUAUCCAGCACUGUGGGACAGCAGGCAGGGAGCAUCCCCCUGUCCUUCCAUCCCAUGGUGUGAGACAGCAGAUAGGGAGCAUCCCCCUCAUCCCAGCUCCACACCCUCAUCCUUCCAUCCCUCAGCGUGGGACAACAGGCAGUGACCAUCCCCUCCCCAUCCAUCCCACCUCCACAUCCUUCAUCCUUCCAUCCCUAAAUGUGGGACAGCAGGCAGUGACUAUGUCCCCCAUCCCACCUCCAUGCCCUCAUCCUUCCAUUCCUUCAUCCUUUGCUCCCACAGCCACACAUCUGCUGGGCCAGCUCCCUGAGCCUGGGAAGCGCUGGGUAGGGAAUGACAACCAAGGAUGGAGCUGGGAGGAGGUGGAGUGCUGGAGGUGGAGUGUUGGAAGCAGGACUGUUUUAGGUGGCAAGCAGGAUGUCCCUCUAAAAGCGAGACACUCGAGAUGUGUGUGGUGGCAUUUUAAUGUGCUUUUAUCAAAGCAGCCACGUCCUUUUUUGUCGUCGUUUUAUGUUCGUUUUUAAACCUCCAUUAAACUACACAAGCCUUGGUUUUCAAACCCUGAUACAGAGGUUGCUGCCAUGUUUGUUGGUGGAAAUACUGAAAACUGGACCUGCCAUUUUUCUCUCUUUUUUUGUUUCCUUUAAACCCUUUGUGCUUCUGUUGGUUGCUCACAGUUAUCUUCCAGCUGACAAGCUUUUGCAUCCUUUUUUUUUUGUUUUGUUUUGUUGUUUGUUUUUUUUGGUCACAGAACUACACAUUUUGUAACCAGCCUCUUGAAGGUAACAUAAGGCAGCUAAUUAGUUGGAUUUCUGGUAGCACAUGCUACCAGAUUCGUAAUCCUGUUUGGAUUUUAGAGAGCUCUUAGAUGUGAUACACUAAUAUGAUCAGGAAGGACACUUGGCUGAAUCCAUAGGGAGCCUGAGGAUGCUGAGCACAGUGUGGAGCCUCAGAUGGGGAAUGGAAUAUUAAUGCAGCAGCCGAGUGAUUUGUCUUGUGUGGUUCAUAGCCCUGGUUUUUAUUGAGGCUGGUAAAUUACUUUACCUUGGCUUAUAAAAAUUUCAAGUUCUCUUAACGUUCUUUACUCUCAUGAAACUACUGUUGCCGUUACAAUAAAGAUGAUCGUUGUUUCGAUUGUAAAUCUUUCAUUUUUGAAGUGGUUCAGAUUUCCAGAGCAGCUUAAGGCUGGAGUGAAGUACCAAUCUUGGAAAAAAAAAGAAGUCAAUGUAAAAUCCCCUCUCCUCUCCCACACCUCUUCCCUGAUUUCUGGGAGAGCAGAGUCUCUUGCAUUCCCUCUGCUCCUAGUCCUGUGCUUCUUGGGGAAUAUGGGAACAUAAAUGACCAUAUUUUAAAAACCAUUUUGGGGGGUAACAAACACUCUUGCAAGUGUUUGGUUCACAGAGUUGUUCCCCUUCAAUCCAGACUGUGUUUCAAGCUACUCUUGCCCAUUGGGUUCUUAGGGGGGUUUUUUUGGUAUUAAAAUGUGCAAGGAUUAUUCCAGUUCAUCUGGUCAAACAGCUGGUUCUUCCCCUGCUGGACCAGAUCUUUUCUGAAGAGUAGAUUUUCUAAGUUCCACUUAAAACACAUAUUUUUGGGGUCCUUUUUUUUUUCCCCAACACGGUUAAGAAAAGUCAAGGCUGUGAAAAAAAAAAUCUGUUUCUGUUGUUCUCAGCUCAGGUUUUGGGACUGGAUUGUUUUAUGCCUGGCAAGUUUGGCCCUUUAUCUCACAGAACUGUUCUUUUUUUUGUUUUCCUCACACGUUCAUUUCUCGUGGCCGUUCCACGAUGUUUAUUUUCUGAGUUUGUCCCUUCCCAAACACAAUGUAAAUCCCGUGCUUUGGGGAUUUGGGAACUUUUUCUAAAUCUUACUGUCUUGCUGAUUUAUGCAAACACUAAGCCCUGAUGGUCUCUUGGCUGCCCUGUUAGAAGUGCAGCAGUUUACAUUCAUAUUUUUAUUACAUUUAAUUAUUUUUAGCACACCCCAUUUUUCAGCAGCAGCAGCUUCACAUUUUUCGGUGUCCUUUCUUCAUUAAUUUGUGUUAAGCAUUCUGAUUUCUUGAAGGAAAGCUGUGCAAAUGCCUUUCUUUGGGAGCAUGAAUGGUUCUUCGUGGAGCAGAAAGUUUUGUUCACAGGAGGCUUUGAAAAUCUUGUUCCAUUGCUGUAGUUUUGGAGCCUCUGCAGAGAGGUAAAUGGGUUUAUUCCAAAGUUUUAGUCAGUCUCGAGUUCUGCCCUGAUCUUACCAUUAAAAAAUAGUAGUUUAUAGCUUGUGUUAUAUGUUCUUUUGGAGAUUCUAAAUCCACACCACCACGCUGAGUUUUGCAGUUUAUGCCAAUAGUCCUGCCUUGAGCAAGGUUUGAUCAGUCAAAAUUGGCAGUUUUGGUUGGAAUUUUAUAUUAAAGGUGAUUUACUUCAGUUUCUGAUCAGCAUGGGAGUGCCAACCACGCUGAGCUGAACGGGUUUCUGAGUGGACUGUGGGGGAGAGCCUGUCAAAAAUGGGGCAGCUGAGAAGCUUUUAAUUUGGUUUUAACUUCAUCAAAGCAGAAGAGUGUGAGGGGAGAGAAGCAGCAGCACACCUUGGGUGACUCACCAGUGCCAGGUAAUGGUUCUGAGCCUGCUCAGCUCCUGUGCCAGCACAGGAGGUGAUGGACAACCAGGGAUAGUGGCAGAAGAUGUGCUGGAAUUCCUGGAUUUUUCUUUUUUUUUUUUUUCCCUUUUUUCUUUUUUUUUUCCCUCCACUGGUGAUGGUCACAAAGGUACAAUAGACACUGAGGCACCCAGGUUUGAGGAGGGAGGGAAGCAAAACUGUAACAUGCUGGAAGCUUUUGAGCUGUAGAAACUGGUGCUUUGCUUUAUGUAAUUUUGUCUGUGAAGUGUUUAUUUUUAUAACAGAUCAUAUUGUUGAACACAUGGUUCUUCAAAUCUUUACAAACUGAUCUCCGUGAGUUUAAUAUUUGGUUGAGAAGUGGACGUUCAUCUGUUGGGAGGGAGGCAGGAUGUGAAAAUGAAGCAGAUGGAUAUUUAAAGGGACACUGUUGCUGGCAUAUAGGAGAUGUUAGUUUGGGGGGGGGUCACACCUAUAUGUGGAAAUUAUAUAUUCUGUAUGUAUAUGAUCAAAUAGAAAAAUGUUCCCUGAGCUUUCGAGUAUUUUCCUACGGUUUUGGGAGGUUCAAAUAUAAGUUCUGAUCAAAUAGGAAGCAACACUAACUGUUCUGUUCUUGCUGUCCAAGGUGACUUUUUGUUUAAGUGCUCUGAGGAGCAUCAGAGCUCCGAGAGCCGACAGUGUCCUCUCGAGGCCUCCCCAAAAAUCAAGUUUCAGACCCCCCACUUCAGUAGCUGACUGGCAUUUGAAUGUCUUUUCACUGAACUCUUUCUACUAAAAACAAACCACGACUCAGAUUUCUAAGUCUGGUCAAGUCCUGCCACGUGCUGACUCUGUAUCAACCACUGUUGGCCCCGACUCCAACCUUCCUGCCCCUGCAGCCGGUCCAGCAUGCUCAGUGUGACUGCAACCCACCCUUGUGCAUAAUGCUUUGUAUAUUGGGGGCGAGGGGGUUUUUUAUAUAUAUAUUUUGGGAGGGGGGGGUGGGAGCGGGGUGGGACGGAGGAAAUCCUCGAAUCAGCUUAAGCCAGACUUAAAAUGUGUGUAAAAGCCCCCGAGGUCUGUGGUGUGUGAGUGCGCGGGGGUGAGUGCGCCUGGGAGCGUCCGACAUCCCUUUGUGUUCAGAGCUUUGUGAGUUUGACUUUUCUUCUUUUUUUUUUAAUUUUUUUUCUUUAUUAUUUUUUUGGGUUUGGUUUCGUUUUUCCUCUCCUGCAGAAGCAAUUGUUAACGAACUUUAAAAUUUGUAAAUAAGAGCUACGUUAAUUUUUUUUUUCGGUUUAACAUCCCUGAAUAAUCAGUUGGGAGGUAGAGAGAGAGGAGGAGGAGGAGACUCCAGGUAGGGCCUUGGGCAAGGCAUCAUUCUGUGGUAUGCAAUGAAUAUUUGUCUUGAGUAUUUGCAAUCCCCUGCUGAGCUUUUCUAAAAAUCAGGCUCUUUGCAGUUCCCCUCCCCAUCCUCUUUUAAUUUUUCUUUUUUUUUUUUGGUUGAUCUCAAGAGCAGACAGAAAAGGGGGCAGCUGCAAACAGUCACCUCUGGGCCCAGUGGGGUUGGCAACUCUUGCAAUACCUUGACAACACUGAGAUAAGCAUGGUACUAGGAGUUAAGUCUGAAUGUAACAUUAAUGCUUUAUUUAAAAUAAUAAAAAAAAAAAACAACCC
Messenger RNA from Corapipo altera (White-ruffed manakin), 5025 nucleotides. RefSeq names its product formin-like protein 7. Bases 369 to 1295 code for a protein of 308 amino acids. The record is from RefSeq and is a predicted model, not a curated record. The transcript is spliced from 3 exons. Lineage: Eukaryota; Metazoa; Chordata; Aves; Passeriformes; Pipridae.